AUGGUGGAUAACGUUGGAGGCAGUUCUUCUAAUGUUGACAAUAGUGGCAUCAAGGAACAAGACCGGUUGUUGCCAAUAGCCAAUGUUGGGAGGAUCAUGAAGCAGAUUUUACCUCCAAAUGCAAAAAUCUCAAAGGAAUCGAAGGAAACAAUGCAAGAGUGUGUGUCGGAGUUCAUAAGCUUUGUAACCAGUGAGGCUUCAGAGAAGUGCAGGAAGGAAAGGAGGAAGACUGUGAACGGUGAUGAUAUUUGCUGGGCAUUGGGGUCCCUUGGUUUUGAUGACUAUGCAGAGCCAAUGAGAAGGUAUUUGCACAGAUAUAGAGAGCUAGAGGUAGAUAGAACCACCAACCAAGAUAGAGGAAAUAGCACCCCAGAAGAGAAGGAUCAUGAUCACUAUUCAAGUUAUCCCCCAAGCUAG
Molecule: messenger RNA, 417 nt
Organism: Abrus precatorius (Indian licorice)
Lineage: Eukaryota; Viridiplantae; Streptophyta; Magnoliopsida; Fabales; Fabaceae
Product: nuclear transcription factor Y subunit B-5-like
Exons: 1
Coding region: 1-417 (138 amino acids)
Biological process (GO): regulation of transcription by RNA polymerase II
Cellular component (GO): nucleus; CCAAT-binding factor complex
Molecular function (GO): RNA polymerase II cis-regulatory region sequence-specific DNA binding; protein heterodimerization activity; DNA-binding transcription activator activity, RNA polymerase II-specific
Source: RefSeq, a predicted model, not a curated record